Molecule: messenger RNA, 3210 nt
Organism: Xiphias gladius (swordfish)
Lineage: Eukaryota; Metazoa; Chordata; Actinopteri; Istiophoriformes; Xiphiidae
Gene: map3k14a
Product: mitogen-activated protein kinase kinase kinase 14a
Exons: 16
Coding region: 294-2885 (863 amino acids)
Biological process (GO): positive regulation of canonical NF-kappaB signal transduction; protein phosphorylation
Molecular function (GO): ATP binding; protein kinase activity
Source: RefSeq, a predicted model, not a curated record
GUUUAGCCAGGUAAACAAUUUUGUGACCUCAGUCUUUCCCGCUUUAAGUCGAGACAACGACUUCUUAUGUCAAAUCUUUGACUGCUGAGCGAAUAGCAGAAACAUUUCGAGCGAAGUUUUAUGUGGAAUGGCGGUGAGAAGGAAGUUAAUAUUUUAGCUCUCUGAGAGCGCUUGUAUAGCCUCGGAAGAAGUAAAAGCAUAAUGCGAGAUAUAGGUUAGAUUUCUAUGGAUGUUACAUGGGGAAAAAACGAUAAAAACAACGAUCGGCACCACAAAAAGACCCAGCAGAUGAAAUGGCGGUGAGGCAGAGGAUUUUCAACUCAACAGCACCAUUCUCCGGGACACCCCAGACUGAGCUGAAAGGGUCAUGCCCAUCUUGCUCCGCCGUUGACCAGGAGACAGAGGAGGAGGAAGAGGAGGGGAAGGACAGCAAAAUGGGCUACCCACAUUUAAACCCUCUACUAAAUAAGCUCUUGACACAUGGAACUGCAGAGCAAGUAGGCAAAAUGCCAUUGAAGACCUCCACCAUCAUUGCCCAGGCUGAAUGUGAAACCCAGGACUCCCAAGAGUUUAGUCCAUCUUGUUUCGAACGAUCCUUUGUUGCCUCCCCCAACUGCUUCACCAGCAGCCUUUCCUCAGAGCACAACAACGUGGCGUGCCCAACAACGGCCUCCGUCCAGGAGCCGAGCAGCUCAUCCGCACAGCUCAAACCCAGAAAAAAGAACAGGAAGAGACAGAAGCGGAAGGGGAAGAAUAGGCUGGAGAAGAGGAGGGAGAAGCAGCGGCACAGACAUCGAAUGCCUUCUGGAGUCCCUGAACAGGAGAGUGGAAGUUCUCUGGUCCAGAUCUUGGAGGAGUCAUCUCUUGGAGGGAGAAGCCGCCUCAGUUCUUCCUGCUGUAGCAGCAUCGAAAGCUCAGAGGAGCAGGACAGAGGGCCUCCUCUCUACAGCCGACAGAUUUACAACACAGGCUCCAGCUGCUCUCUUCUGAACUGGGGGGACCAGGUCUGUGACCGCUUCUCCAGUCUCUCUCUCAUCGGGCAGGGCAGCGACUCGGACUCCCUCAGCAGCUUGGGAGACUGCUCGCUGGCCCUUGCUGGCCUCAGGGGCAGCGUCAGUCAGGGGGACUCAUGCUACGCAGGGCCCUUUUUCAAAGAUGUGGAGAGGGAUGCAAGGGAAGAGGAAGAUGAGCUCUCAGCAGCUGAUUCUGUCCAAAACGAGGGAAUAAUCUUUUACAAUGAUAAAAUUCAGCCUGUGGACUCUGAGUACAAGGAAGGGAGGGAGUUUGUCCUCUCACAUUUUAUCAAGGAAGGCUCCUAUGGUGAAGUGCACGGUGCUCAAGAUGUCAACACAGGCUUCAGAUUUGCGGUCAAAAAGAUCGCCCUGAAGAGGUUCAGCAGUGAGGAGGUGGGUGCGUGGAGUGCCCUCAGAUCUCCUCGCGUGGUGGAGCUCUUUGGAGUGGUCAGAGAGGGGCCCAAUGUUGUCCUCUUCAUGGACCACAAAUCUGGCUCUCUGGGCCAGCUGAUAGCCGAGCGUGGCAGGCUGCCAGAGGAUUUAAGUCUCCACUACCACUCACAAGUCUUAACAGCGCUGGAGUACUUGGUGAAGAAAAAAGUGGUCCACCUAGAUAUUAAAGCUGACAAUGUGCUGCUGUCGGAGGACGGUAGAGACACCUUCUUGUGCGACUUCGGACACGCAGAGAGACUCGACAAUCAGGGACAGAGCCUCAGUGUGUCCAACGAUCUGAAGGGCACGGAGACCCACAUGUCCCCUGAGAUCGUUAAAGGGGAACCCCGCGGAGCCAAAGCAGAUGUGUGGAGCAGCUGCUGUAUGUUACUGCACAUGCUCAACGGGUGUCAACCUUGGACGAGAUACUACACCUGUAUACUUUACCUGAAGAUUGCUAACAAGCCUCCGCCUCUGAGAGAGAUCCCACCUGACUGUAGCCCCCUCACAGCUGAAGUUCUUAAGGCAGGACUCCAGAAGGAUCCAGCCAAGAGAGCAUCAGCGUCUGUCCUCAAAGAAAAAACUGACAGAGCUCUGAGUGAAGUUGGAGGACUCACCAGCCCAGUGAAGGGACCCUACACCGAGCCCCUGUGCAUUGCCAACGAACCGCCUGACUCCCUGCAACUCAUCAAUAGCAGUGUUGACUAUGACGAUGAGGUGGACCACCGAGAGUCUGUUGAGAAAGUGAUCAGAGCAGGGAGGAGGACGGAGGAACUAGAUGAUGAGGAGGAAGGGAAGGAGGCUGAUUCUAACGAGUCAAAGAGGGGCUCGCCGUUCUGUCCACAAAUGCUGAUCCCUGAGCCAAACCACAAGAGGAGCAACAAGAUAACCACUGUGUCUGAACUUGAGCUGCGUAAACUGGAGCGAGAUUUCUACCUGAGCAGUCUGUCCCAGCCUCAGUCUGCUGAGAUGCAGGUGCAGCUCUUGUCUUGUCUCAGCAGUGAAGCUUAUACGAAUUGGGAACCGUGGGACAAAAAGGACUCUGGCCGCUGGUCCCUGAGCCCAGGAGACGAUUUCAGCUCUGGUGUCUUCUCCUACAACAGUCAGCCAGAUGUGCAGGUCUUCAGUAUGGAUCUGCUGGGUCACACACAGAUACCACCACCCUGUUGUUUUGAAGGGGUGGAUGUCUGCAUCAGAGACUUCAGCAGGAGAAGCAUCCGGAUCAGAGAGACCCGCCGGGUGAAGGUGGGCCACAUCGCCACUGGAAUCAGUGAUCAGAUCUCUGAGAGAGUUUUUACUCUGGAGACCCAGCAGGGCCACCAGAUUGCUCACGAUGAGGAGGUGCAGGAGUCUGGUCUGGAGCUCUGCUGUGUUCCUGCUCCAGACUUCAGCCUCGCCUGGAAGUGGAGGAUCAGAGACGGAGUACUGGAGACGAGAUAGACCCGACAAGUCUCUCCUUCCAUCAGCCGCAGAGUCAUCUUAGCCGUUUGAUCAUAUCGCCUCGUGUUGAACUGCUUUAAAGAUGUGCCUUUCAUUUGUCUUACUGUGCAAUGCAUUCAUGAAGGGUAAAAAAAAAAAAAAUCCACUUGAAAAGCCUUUUUAGCAGAACUGCCUCAUGUUUUUAAAUGCUAUAAUGGGAGUUGUUACGUAGCUUUUUGUCUUCUAAGUACCCACAACUCAGGGUGCUGAGCAUACUGUGAUGUUUCUUUGUUGCUUGUUCUUAUAACAUGUUAACAUGGGAGUCAGUAAACAGUACACUGAACUA